GCGCGCAUGGACGCACGCGAAUGGAACGGGAGUAGCAACGCAUCGAUGAUAAAGUGAAAAGCAAAGAAGUAAAUAAUAUACAUACAUACAUAUGUAAGUAUGUAUCUACAAGCAAACCGAGUGCACACACAAUUAACGUUAAUUUACGCGCCGAGUGAUCUGCAUAAGUUCAAUGAUGGAAUAAAAAGCACACUUACUUUACGUAUAGACAGUUAAUCGAAACAAAUCAAAUAAAAAGGAAUAUAGAAUACAUACAAGUGUAGUUUAUGCAUACAUACAUACAUUCUAUAUACAAAUUAACGUGGGGCACUGCACUUCCCCUUCUGCACGUAUAGCCCGCCACAUGCACUGUUUACAUAAAAAGCUCGUGAAGUUGCCAGUUGCUAGCAAAAGAAAGUGCUGCAUUAAACGGAAAAUACAAAAACAUAUGUCUGCAUACAUAUAACAUGUAUACAGAAUUUGAAAAUGUUGCAUCGCAUUAAAAUCACGUAAAAGAAAAGUUUAAGUGAUACAAGCCUCUAAAAAGAAGGUUAUCUAAAGGAGACAAUUUUUACAUCACGUGCUGUACGAAAAUGUUAUGUUUUAUUGUUAGAAAACAAAAGUGAGCAAUUAUUUGUAAAGUUACAUAUGGAUACUCUCUGCAUAAACUAUCUAAUCUGUCAGUGUGUAUAUGUGUAUGUAAUGCGCAACUUCAUUCAUGAAUUGUGUUUUGUGUCGUUGUUUCUCAACUUGUAAACUUUUACGUCGCAUCAUAUUUGUGCAUAUGCGCGCGCGUAUUUUUCGUUUGAAACAUAAAAGCAACAAUAACAAUAGUGGAAGGAGUAAUACCUACGCGCAGUCGCAACGCAAAAGAACAGCAGCUACGCAACAAGUUUGAAAGUUGGAUACAAAGAACGGCCACAAGCAUUCUCAACAGCUUCUCAGCUUGCAGACGUACCUGAACAGCUUUUAGGCGCUUUAUAAGCCAACACAAAAAUAAUGACCCUCUUGCCAGAUAUCAAACCCUCCGAUGCUGCCUGUUGCGGCGGUGGUGCUGGCAGUAGUAGCAGCAGAAGCAGUAGCAGCAGCAGCAGUAGCACCACAGGCAGCCACAAAGGUCAUGUUGCUGAUGGGCAGGGAGCUGGUGGCAGCUGCUGCAUUGGCAUCAAUUGUUGCACCACAGCGGCCAGCUCGGAGAUGUCAAUCGAUGAGACCUCCUCGACAUCGUCUGGUGCAUCGGUGACGAAAGUGACUAACAAUUUGGGCGGCUUCCAGCCGUACAACUACAAAGAUGCUGUGGCGCAUGCCAAUUUUGCAGAAUGCCAACCCAUCGACAUCGAGUUCGAGAAUGUGCGUUACUCGGUGCGCAAGUUUUCCUUUCCGGAACGCAAGUUUGUUACCAAGGAAAUAUUACAUGGCCUGAAUGGCAACUUUCGUUCCGGUGAGCUGACGGCCAUCAUGGGACCCUCUGGAGCGGGCAAGAGCACUUUGCUCAAUGUAAUGUCGGGUUUUCGAGCGCGCGGAGUCUCGGGCAAUUUACGCGUCAAUGGCAAACCUAUGUCAACGAACUCGGAACGUUUUCGCAAACUCUCUUGCUAUAUUCAUCAGGAUGAUCUGUUGCGUCCUCAGUUGAUGGUUGGCGAGAUAAUGUUGAUGGCCGCACAUCUAAAGCUGGGCUUUCAAAUCACCAAAGCGCACAAAAUGAAUUUGAUCAAACAUAUAUUAUCUCUGCUGGGUCUGGAUCAUCGCUUCAAUGUCUACACAGCCAAACUAUCUGGCGGUCAAAAGAAGCGUCUGGCUAUUGCGCUCGAGCUGAUAAGCAACCCGCCGGUGCUCUAUUUGGAUGAGCCAACAACCGGCCUGGACAGUUCCUCGUGCAGUCAGUGCGUGGCGCUGCUUAAAAAGUUGGCCUCCCAAGGCCACACGAUCGUCUGCACCAUACACCAGCCGAGCGCCCUGAUCUUCGAGAUGUUCGACAAGCUGUACACAGUGGUCGAUGGCCAUUGCAUGUAUCAGGGUCCGACACGGGAGCUGGUGCCCUUCCUCGCCGACCAGCAGCUAGUCUGUCCGAGCUAUCACAAUCCAGCGGAUUAUUUGCUGGAAGUGGCCGUCGGCGAACAUGAACGUGAUCUGAAAAAACUCAUUUUGGCGGCGAAUAAAAAGUAUUACGAGGAUGCGGAUCGUUAUCAGUAUAUAAAUACUGACGAUGUGCAGCGUCUCAUAACGACAAUAAAAGACAACAUUGAAGGCAACACACUGAGCAAAUCGAGCACAGACUUGCCUACAGUUGCGCUGGCGCAAUUCUCAGCCUUCGAAUACGUGAAGCCAGCGGCCAACGAUUUGGCUUUGGAGGAGACAAAGGCGCUAAAUGCUUCACCACAGCCACAGCUGCAGACGGAGCAGCUGCAAGAUGGGCAGCAACAACAGCUGCCACAACCGCCACAGACACUUGCCACACAAUCACAAUACUUUGUGAACGAAAGAGACAUUAGCUCGGCCUCAUUUCUCAUGCAAUAUUUGCUACUGAUGCAACGAAUCUUGGUCUGCGCUAGACGAAACUACUUUCUAUUGCUGGCCCGGAUCGUAUCGCAUAUAUUUAUUGGCGUCAUCUUUGGAUAUCUGUACAUGAAUGUCGGCAACAAUGCGCAGUCUGUGCUCGGGAACUAUGUGUACCUCUAUGGCACAACUCUGCUGCUUGUCUACACCGGCAAAAUGGCUGUGGUUCUCACCUUUCCGCUUGAGAUCGACAUGUUAACACGCGAGCAUUUCAAUCGCUGGUACAAGCUGGGUCCCUACUUUCUUUCGAUGAUCUCCUUUGAAAUACCCUUCCAGAGUUUUUGCGCCGCACUAUAUAUCAUUAUUAGCGUUCAUUUGACCGGCAACGAUAGCUCGGAUUCCUUCCGUAUCUACUACUUCAUGCUGCUGGGCAUUAUGGCCACGCUGAGUGCACAGGCGUGGGGUUUCUUUGUGGGAGCCACGCUGCCAACCAAGCUUGCCGUUUUCCUGGGUCCGAUUUUGGCCGUAAUGUUCUCCGUUUUCGGCUUCUGCUCACGAUACAUCGAUAUAACGCCCAUGUUCCGUUGGAUGUGGCAUUUGAGCUAUUUCCGUGCUGGUUUCCACGGUGCUCUGAAUGCCAUUUAUGGCAUGGAUCGUCCGUUCCUCGAGUGCCCAGACAAUACCAUGUACUGCCACUUUCGCAGUCCCAAGGUGUUCCUCAAGUACAUGAUGAUCUCGGAUGUUCACAUGUCCGACUGUAUGCUGCUGAUGGCCAUUGUGAUUGGCGUCAUGCAUGUCCUGACGUUGGUCACGCUAUGGCGCAAGCUAAAUAAGCGAUAGGGAGAUAAAUACCCAACCCUAUGUACGUAGAUCUUAGAAUUGUUUUAGCUUUACUUUUUUUUAAAUGUAAAUAGAGGGUGUCUUCUUUGUAUGUUUUACUCGGAUUUCUUUUCGUUUGUUUUUGUUAUGCGUUCCACAAUGCUAAUUACUACUACAGAACAAAAAUCAAAAAAAUAA
Scaptodrosophila lebanonensis is the source of this 3492-nucleotide messenger RNA. Its product is annotated as ATP-binding cassette sub-family G member 1. Gene Ontology annotation, molecular function: ATP binding; ATP hydrolysis activity; ABC-type transporter activity. Gene Ontology annotation, cellular component: plasma membrane. The record is from RefSeq and is a predicted model, not a curated record. Lineage: Eukaryota; Metazoa; Arthropoda; Insecta; Diptera; Drosophilidae. Bases 979 to 3315 code for a protein of 778 amino acids. The transcript has 12 exons.